GACCGCAAUGCAGUCCGACAAGCGCUUUGAGUCGGUCGUCGUCACCGGUGGCUGUGGCUUUUACGGUUACCAUUUUAUUCGGCGCAUCCUCGAACUUGAACCAACUUGCGCCGUAACAGUCUUGGAUAUCGACAUUUCAGAGAAAGCAUUUCCCAAUUCCCAUUACCACCAAUGCGACAUAUCCGACAAAUCCCGCUUGCGAGAGAUUUUCGAGCACCUGAAACCGCCGCCACGCAUUGUUAUUCAUGCCGCAUGUCCUUCGAGUAUUGUCCGCAAUGACGAACGCUUCUGGAGGGUGAAUGUAGGCGGCACCGACAGCCUACUAGAGCUUUCGCGCUCAGUCGGCGUUAAGGCCUUUGUCUUCACCUCUUCUUCCGGCGUCGUCCACGAUAAUGAGACCGACCUCAUUGAGGCCGACGAGACUAUGCCUAUCCUUAGACCGCCGCAACAGAAGACGGUAUACACGUACACGAAGGCCGUCGCUGAAGAGCACGUGCUUGCCGCCAAUCGAAAGGGGGGGAUGUUGACCGUAUCCCUCCGAUCGUGCACCACAUUUGGUCCGCACAACCCUGCAUUCACAGGAAGGAUGGUCACUCUAGCCAAGUCUGGCAAAACUCGCUUUCAAAUGGGAGACGGCAAUAUAUGGGAUUUCAUGUACAUUGGAAACAUGGUGCACGCCUGUCUCCUUUCUGUUGAACGCCUACUACAGGCUUCGGACGCCCCGCCAUUACCCACUGACCAACGUGUGGAAGGCGAGGCCUUUAUGCUCGCUGACGGGGAGCGCAUGACGUUCUGGGACUUUCCGCUGGCUGUUUCCGCCGCUAUGGGCAAGCCAGUGAAGCCGGAAGAGAUCCGCAAGAUCCCCAAGUUCAUUGCCCUCAUUACCUGCUUUUUGUCUCAGUGGGGUGUGUGGCUGUUUUCUCUCGGUCGCAAACAAUCUGUCAUGGUUCGAGAGGGUGUAGUGUUUGCGUACAUCACGCGUACACUUAAUAUCAACAAAGCAACAAAAGUUCUCGGAUAUCAACCUGUGGUCAGCUUUCAAGAGGGUCUGAAAGAAACUGUGGCUUGGUACAUGGAGCAUGACAAAAAGGACCAAUGAGUGAAUAGAGGG
Molecule: messenger RNA, 1111 nt
Organism: Aplosporella prunicola CBS 121167
Lineage: Eukaryota; Fungi; Ascomycota; Dothideomycetes; Botryosphaeriales; Aplosporellaceae
Exons: 1
Coding region: 8-1099 (363 amino acids)
Biological process (GO): steroid biosynthetic process
Molecular function (GO): 3-beta-hydroxy-Delta5-steroid dehydrogenase (NAD+) activity
Source: RefSeq, a predicted model, not a curated record